AUGGAUGGUUUAAUCCCAAUGGCGUUUAGGGCCAUGAAGAAGAACCUAACUCGUCGUCGCUACGAGAGUCUCUCUUCCUCUGGCAUGGCUCGUGACUCUUACGACGUCGUUUCCGAUUUUGAAAUGAACGUAGACCACCGUCACCAUCGCCGUCGUUGGUCCAUCGGAGAUUUCUCAUCGUUAUCAAGCCGAGAAACAAAAAGAAACGGCGGUGGAGUAGCUCCGGAGAAAGGUUGUACUCCGCCGCGUGAAGGUCAACUUGUGAGAUUCAAGAGCCAUAGAUUGUUUUCUUGCAUCUCAGGUCAAUAA
Messenger RNA from Arabis nemorensis, 309 nucleotides. NCBI's taxonomy places the organism in Eukaryota, Viridiplantae, Streptophyta, Magnoliopsida, Brassicales, Brassicaceae. The record is from the annotation of a GenBank genome assembly.